AAGAAUUUCUAUGUUUUCACCCUCAAAAACAAAACAAAAAGAAAACUGUGGAAAGAUUUCAACAGUUCAAUAUCUGCAGAAAUAAAACUCCCACUGACUCUUAUUUUAAUGUGAAAGCACCAAUCUGAACAUUAUGAACAACAAUAAUGGAGUCUGUUGUAUAAAAACUGAUCAUCUGCUUCAGUGGGGAAAGUCUCUGAUGUGAAAAUAUGAUUAAUCAGAUUAAAACCUGUGGAGCUGACAGACUGGGGUGAACCAGGAGGCCCCUGGCUGGAGAUCAGUGCAGUUUUUUCCAAAUGAAACAGAGUGAUCCCUCUUGUCUGUAAUUCAAAGUGAACACCUAUACAAACACAUCUAUGUGAUUAAUUAAGUUAUGUAGAUCUGAUAGAGAACGUGAACCAGAGGCCGAUGAGGGUCUGGGGGCCCACCUUGUCCGGUUGAUAAAGUCCCAUACCGGGCUGUGUGAAGCAUCUUGUUCCAGAUUCAGCGCAGUUUUGUUAGUGGAACAGAGUGAUCCUCCUGUUUAUAGACGAGCUCUGCCGCUGUCGCUGCGCUGUCGGACAGCCGGUGUUCGGUAAAUCCGGCCGUGUCACCGCAUCAAGCUCGUCUCCCAACAGCUGAACGCCGUCCCGAGGCAAUAUGACGAGAAACCUCCGCUGAUCCGUUUAUUUAAAUUGUCAAAUCAAGCGUUCUUCUGUUGCCGCGUCGCUGCUGCGGCUGCAGCGGUGUAGCGGUAACGCGGUAUAGCAGCUAACGGUAUAGCUGCUAGCGGCAUAGCGUCUAAUGGUGUAGCGGCUAACAGUGCUGAGUUUAAAAGGACACCAACGUUUGUAUUUAAUGACAGUAUGUGGUAGAUAUCGUGUUGUUUCUGCUCCUUGUGGCGGUCACUGUCACACGUUCAUUCACUGAUCACCCUGUUUAUUUAGUAACUUCAACAUACGGCACAGACUGUAAAUGUAUGCUAGUUGGUGCUGCUAUGGAGAAACACCGGGUUUGGCUAACAGGCUAGCUGCUAGCUGCUUUGAAAGUGAUUUGUCGGUAUCAGUUAAGAAUCAGCUUUAAACUUACAAACAACAACCCUGUGCAGUUGCAGCGAACUGUUUUGGUAAUUAGUCAGAUUGAAUACUUUCUUUGAAUAAAUACAGUCUAAAUUCUGUGAUUGCAAUUUUUUAAAUGUGAAUAUUUUCACUUUUUUCCUCCUUAAUGACAGCAAACUGAAGAUCUGAUCCACAAUUUUAGCAUCUUUAGAGACCAAACAACUAAUCGAUUAAUACAAAAACUAAAUAGUGAUCAGCCAUGAAAAUAAUUUUUAUUUUUUAUAUUUUGUACAAAAAUAUGAGAAAGCAAACUUCUCCUUAUUUAUUUAGCAAGUAAUUAAACUGAAUGAAGCCUAAAUCCAAUGAAUGAAUUGCUGCUGUUCUAUUGAAAUAAAUUAGGCAAAAUGUUUUGCUUUUCUUUGGGCAGAAAUAUAUUCCACAGGAAACUGAAUUUAUUUAAAAAGCUUUGGAUUGUUGUAUUAUUAUUUUAAAGAGAUUUCCAGCAAUUUGGUGCCAAAAGAGUGAGCUUCGUGUCAGUUCAGACCGUUUUUUCUGUCAUUUUUAACAAAUGUUAAGUUAUUUUUCUUUUAUUAACAGUUUCUGAGUCACUCUGGAGACAUUUCAAGUCAUUUUCUGACAUUUUCUGGUCAUUUUUAAACACAUUUCAUUUCAUUAAAUAAAUGUUUCUGUGAUUUUAAAUGGAGUUUGAGUCAUUUCCAGCAAGGUUUUGUGUAAAACGUUGGUGUCAUUAUUGGGAAAAGUGUCAUUGAAGGCAAAAGUUUGUCGUUUUAAACAAAUUUUGCUCAUUUGACAGAAAUCCGUUUUCUCCUGACGGACUAUUCGGUUUUAUGUUUCCUUCUCAAAUCAAACAGCUCGUUGUUGUUUCUGUAAACUGUACAUUUAUUGGUUUAUUGUGUAUCUUCUCAGGGAAAUGAAGCUGGUUUUUCUCUGGAGAUGUGCUCCCACUGUAUCUCAGCUGGAGUUACUUUUAUUCUUGUUAUUUUUUGCUCAUAAUCCAGGAAUCUGUUCUUCACGUUCCUCAUCAGUGGUUGAAACACUAACGGAUGUCUGUAGUGAAUGACUUUAAAAGCUCUGUUUAAAACCGUCUUUGUCAGUGGUUUGACUUCAUUAAAGCAGGUCUGAUGUUUCAUUCGUCACUAGAAACCUCAUCUGGAAUCAAACUUUAUUUAAGUUUUGAUUAAAUGUCAAACUGCACAGAAAAUAAAAUGUCCAGAUGUUUUCUCCAGAGCAGAAUGCAGUCAAUAACACCAGUUAAACCUGAGGAAAUGUCCAGUUGGUUUGGGUAAAUUCUAAGCUUCUUCAUGAUGUUGUGGUUCCUCAGAGCUGCAGGACUUUAGAUUAAAAAUGAUUAAAAUGAAGCAGGAACAGAAAACGCUGCUCCGGGUUCAGCGGGGUGAAGCCGAACAUGAGACCCAGUUAGUCCAGAUUUUUCAGUCAUUAAUGCGCCAGAAGAACCACCUCCAUCAUCAGCGGAGCGAUUAGCGCUGGAAGAGGCGUCACAUGACCCGGUAAGGCUCAGAGCACCAGGAGAUCCGGCGGCACAGCGCUCACCGUCUGCUGCAGCUCCACAGCCAUGGCCGGCACCAGCCACAAGCCCGUCAACCCUGAUCAGAUUAAGCGGCUGGGGAAGAGAUUUAAGAAGCUCGACCUAGAUAACUCAGGCUCGCUGAGCGUGGAGGAGUUCAUGUCCUUACCGGAGCUCCAGCAGAACCCCCUGGUGCAGCGAGUCAUCGACAUAUUCGACACCGACGGCAACGGGGAGGUCGACUUCAAAGAGUUCAUUGAAGGAGUCUCACAGUUCAGCAUUAAAGGCGACAAACAGCAGAAGCUUCGCUUCGCCUUCAGGAUCUACGACGUGGACAAAGACGGCUACAUCUCCAAUGGUGAGCUGUUCCAGGUCCUGAAGAUGAUGGUAGGAAACAACCUGAAGGACACGCAGCUGCAGCAGAUCGUCGACAAAACCAUCAUCAACGCAGACAAAGAUGGAGAUGGCAGGAUAUCCUUCGAUGAGUUCUGUUUGGUCGUCGGUGGUCUGGACAUUCACAAAAAGAUGGUGGUGGACGUGUGACGCAUUCUGACUGAACUCUGAGCACUUUAAAAGCUGCUGGAUGAAGACUCGAUUUACUCGUGUUCAGGGUUUAAUUCAGGCGUCAUCUUCUGGACUUUGGAGCCCUGCAGGUGGAACUUUGAGUUCAUCCUUCAGCUUUCUGCUGAUUCAAACAACGGUUCAGGAGACGAUGUGAUGGUGAAGCUCUGCUGGAUGUUAGUCGAUGUUCGGUUCAGUGGAGACGUCCAGCUGUUUGAAUCUGAACUGCUUCUGUGACAGAAGCUUCAUUAAACUUCUUCCAGUGCUGCUGCAUGGUGGAGCAUCUCAUCCUAAAUUAUUCAAAACUCUACAGAAAAUCCUACAUUUUGUCUGAAGUGACUCGAAAUUUCCCUAAAACGAGUUCAUAAAUGUCUAAAUUUGGAGGAAAUUACUCAAAACUGUCUAGAAAGAAAAAAAUUUGCCCAAAUUGGGUUAGAAAGUGUCCAAAAUGACUCCAAAAUGGCAAGAAAGUCUCAAAAUGUGCCAAAAAUGACCAGAAACUUAAGUAAUUAUUGUCCAUGAUGACUCAAGACUGUCCAGGAAGUCUUAAAUUGGUCCAAAUUAAAAAUGACUCAAAAUGUGUCCAAAAUGAGUCCAAGAAAUUUUUAAAAAUCAAAAUACACUUCAAAUUCAGAGACACAAAAUUGAUCCAAAAUGACUCAAGACUGUAGAGAAAGUCUUGAAAUUUGUCUACACUGACCAGAAACACGUCCAGAAUCUGUUAUUGUCCACAGUAACUCAGGACUGUGCAGAAAGACUUAAUAUGUUAAUCUCUGGACGCGUUUCUGGUUCCUGAUAAUUCACCAGAUUAACUUUUAAAAGGUCAUUCUGGGUGAACUUUAGUGUUGGUAGGAGGUUGGUCAGAACUAUUAGAGGCCAUGGAAGAAGAAACAGCUUUUUGAACAAAUUUCUAUUACUCAUUCAUACUGAGCUUUGAUCAUCAAGUUUUACCCAGAAUGCACCUGCAGAACCAUCUACAGCUGGUGAUCGUGAUUCAGCUUCCAUCUUCUUCGUGUUUUAGUCGAUUCAUAUGUUUUUGAACUUAAAGGCACGAAGGAAUGUUUCAUUAUGUUUCAGAACUAAUACUUUUUCAUUGUUUUGGUUUCUCAUUUGUUUGAUGAAAUCUUUAACUUCCUCUGUGUGGAUGAACUCUGAGUUUAAACUACUUUGUAAUUCUGUUAACUGGACGAAGUAAAACGGGGAUAUUUUCUGUCUGGUCCUGGUUAGAUGAGCAGUCUGACCUGUCAUUUCCUGUCAAUUAAAUAAGAGCUUGAGAAUCUGAGCCACUGUUUAAAGAGCCUCUAACUCCAUUAUUCAGCGUCUUUAAACUGACGCAGUUUUUAUCAGAAUUCAGAUGUUUUCCCCCUAAAAUAUCACGUGUCUAUAUGCUGGACUGAAGACGUUCUGAGGGCUUAACAUGGUUCAAAAUGACUUAAAGGGACUCAGAAAAUUGUGACGGGCUUCUGGACUACAUGAAGAUCAAGAACAUCAGUGAGCGGCUGUGGAUCGUUUCUUGGGUGACCGCCUGGUUUGUUCUCGUCAGGUGGAAGGUUUUGUAUGUUUCAUGUUCUGGAACUGAAAUUAGAACACAUGGUUCAGGACAUGUGAAUAGAUCAGUGAUUUCCAAAGUAUCCUGUGGUGAUGUUGUUGUAGAAUUAAGUUAAUUUACGUUUGAUCAAUA
Messenger RNA from Acanthochromis polyacanthus (spiny chromis), 4825 nucleotides. RefSeq names its product protein phosphatase 3 (formerly 2B), regulatory s1ubunit B, alpha isoform, b (gene ppp3r1b). Gene Ontology annotation, molecular function: calcium ion binding; calcium-dependent protein serine/threonine phosphatase regulator activity. Bases 2632 to 3126 code for a protein of 164 amino acids. NCBI's taxonomy places the organism in Eukaryota, Metazoa, Chordata, Actinopteri, Pomacentridae. The record is from RefSeq and is a predicted model, not a curated record. The transcript is spliced from 5 exons.